CAUCUCUGCACAUAUCAUGUGACAGCUGCUCAAAGGAAAAAAAUGAUAGCACUGGGGAAAGAAAUAUCCAACGCCCAGUAUCGUAUUUUGGAUCAUCGUGUGUUUGUUAACGGAGAAAUCGAGGCAUUUCUCAAUAAUUUUGGAAACGAUUCAGAGGUAGAGUCUCUGUUUAAACUUACCGAGACAGUAGGAGCUCUUAAGUACGAAUGCUCGGAUAAAUGUAUAAACCUAGGAGCGACACAUUUAGAUAACAUAGCGGUCGAGUUGAAAAACCUUUUGGGAGAAGUUGAUAAUUUGGUUGAUACAUUACAAAGACCAAAACAGACAAGUUCUACCAUUUUGGAAACAGCAGCCGAAAGAUUGAAACGUAAACAAGUCUUUGAUUCAGAACUAAAGCAUAAUUAUCAACGUGUGGAAGACUCCUUUGCCGUUAAAGAAGAAGAAAUAUCUGAACUUUAUUCAGAUUUGCAACUUAAAUUGAAUAUACCGAAGUGA
Messenger RNA from Stomoxys calcitrans (stable fly), 495 nucleotides. RefSeq names its product biogenesis of lysosome-related organelles complex 1 subunit 5 (gene Muted). The record is from RefSeq and is a predicted model, not a curated record. The coding region runs from base 43 to 495 and encodes 150 amino acids. NCBI's taxonomy places the organism in Eukaryota, Metazoa, Arthropoda, Insecta, Diptera, Muscidae. Gene Ontology annotation, cellular component: BLOC-1 complex; transport vesicle. The transcript is spliced from 3 exons.